Molecule: messenger RNA, 648 nt
Organism: Penicillium daleae
Lineage: Eukaryota; Fungi; Ascomycota; Eurotiomycetes; Eurotiales; Aspergillaceae
Exons: 1
Coding region: 1-648 (215 amino acids)
Source: RefSeq, a predicted model, not a curated record
AUGAUCCUGCGCAAGGGCCGCGGAGCUUGGACUUUACUUCGGGCAUCGAUCACCCGACGCUUACGGCUCAAGGGCAAUUCCCAUCCAGGGAAUGCAUUUGAGAGUAACAAUCAAGCAACAGGCCAUCACGAUGCCCACGACACACCGACAACCCCAUUCCCAGAUAUCCACGUCACACCACCGGCAAGAAGGGAUACACAAUGUGGCGACACGGACGGGAUUGUCAAUCGGCUGGCCCUCCUCGCAGCCAGCGUUAGUCGAUCAUCCCCGCGCACAACCCUCUGUUCCAAAAGAUCAUCCUCUCCAUUGUCCACAAACACACAGAGCACGAGACCAGACGGUGGCAACAGCCAGGAAUAUCUAGUCGACGACGUGGAAUCCUUCCAUUACCUGCGCAGUCUGAUCACCAUCUCUUGCCUACCGCAGCAGUCCUCGCCCGGACAAACUCCAAUCAGAACAACCAUCGAUGGAGUCGAAAAGCAGUCACCUGGUCGCAAAAGAGCAUCGUCAAGGCUUAGUUUGCGCCUUGGCGAUCUCCCCGGUCUUUCUUUUCCCAAGGUGCCCAGGAAGCAUUGUCCUCGUUAUACCCCCCUGCCGCCGGUAUACACCCCCAAGCCAAUCGCAAUGCGACCCGAGGUGCGCUUUUGA